CUGUCUCUCUGUGUCUGUGUCUUUUAUGUGUACACAGGUAGGGCUGUGGACACACCUGGACUUCAACAUUGUGUACAACGGCGACUCUGUGAUCUUUGCCAACGUCUCAGUGAAGGACUCCAAGCCAGUGCCUCUGGAGGAGGGUGGCGGUGGCGCCAGACACGGGUUGGUGGGGACAGGCGGCAGGCUUGCACUGUCCUUCACCUACAGCGUGCACUGGUUUGAUAGCCCUCUGACCCACACCCGGCUGGCAGAGAGGCUGAGGGACUACUCGUUCUUCCCCAAGACUCUGGACAUCUCCCUGGUGCUGGUGGUGCUACUGCUGGGCUUUGACAUCAUCCUCAUCCAGGUCCUCAAGAACGACUUCGCCAGGUACAAUGUUGAGGAGGGGAGCUGUGAUGRUCUGGACCAAGGGGACAGUGGCUGGUAGACCAUCCAAACKGACGUUUUCCGGGUCCCUCCUUACAGCCUGCUGUGUCCCGUGUUGGCAGUGGGAACUCAGUUUCUAACCCUGGUGACAGGGAUCAUCAUCAUGGCGUUGCUGGGAAUGUUUAACGUGCAUCGUCAUGGUGCUAUCAACUCGGCGGCCAUCAUGCUGUACGCGUUGCCGAGUUGUGUGUCAGGAUACUGCUCCUGUAGCUUCUACACACAGCAUGGCCAGUGCCUGGUCUGGAAUAUCCUCUACACACAGAUACAUGGCCAGUGCCUGGUCUGGAAUAUCCUCCUCUACACACAGACACAUGGCCAGUGCCUGGUCUGGAAUAUCCUCCUCUACACACAGACACCAUGGCCAGUGGCCUGUGCCAUCCCAGUGGAGCUGUACUACAUCUUCGCCACCAUGUGGGGCCGCRAGCAUUACACCCUGUAUAGCAUCUUCCUCUUGUUAGGCGCCUGCAUCUCGGUGGCGCUCACCUACUUCCUGCUGUCUGGCGAGGACUACCGCUGGUGGUGGCCCAGCAUGCUGAGCACAGCUUCCACAGGCCUUCUUCAUCUUUGUCUAUUCAGCGUUUUUACUACCGCAACCGUUCUAGUAUGA
This is a messenger RNA of Salvelinus sp. IW2-2015, 1036 nucleotides long. NCBI's taxonomy places the organism in Eukaryota, Metazoa, Chordata, Actinopteri, Salmoniformes, Salmonidae. The record is from RefSeq and is a predicted model, not a curated record.